CAAAUCAACCAUCCACCACAUCUUUUGCACACACUGCUGCCUACGCUCAGCGACAUGGCGCCAACCAAAGAGGAAGAAGAUCCAGUCAUCGCCGAGUACGAUGUCUUCCUCACGCCGGCACUGGAAGAGCAGAUUCUACUGCUGCAGUAUCCCAACCGACCGCGCAACCGACCCUACAACAGCCAAUAUGGUGCGACGCCCCACGACAUGCGCAUCAAGCCCAAAGCUGGGUUCGUCGAAGUUGACGUCAAGCUGAACACCAACCACAAUUUCAACAAGUACAUGGGUUUGAAGUGGGGAGAUGCAACGGCCACAUCGAAGCAGGUGCACAACGCCUCGGGCACAUAUGGCCCAGCUGCUGGACUCGCCCCGGCAAAAGCACGAAAUGCGAGGAGAGACGGCACAUUGAAGGAUACGGCGCAGCGGGAGCUGGACUUGGAGAACGACCUCCAUUCCUUUAGAGAGGCAGAAAGAGAGCACCGAGUACACGAGUCGCAGACACUCGGCGGACAGAUUAUCCGGCACGACGACGAGCUUGGAUUAGGCAAGCCUCACUACUUCGUGGGCGCCUUCAAAGAUGAGCGUCUCUUCCUCACCAAGAUCGACGGUACUGUACAGAUGCGACCCACCUUCCACCACCUCGAUGCUGAAGACGAGCGCACGCGACUCGCUGCAUCGCGUGCACAAGCAGAUGCCGCAGGCCCAAAGCAGGAACAGGGCGCUCAGAGUCUGCUGCAGAAGCUGAAGGAGAACAAGGAGCAGAAAGAAUUGAGCCUGGAGGAGAAGCUGAAGCUGAUCCUGUCCGCUGCUGAAUCGGAGAAAUGGAUACGCAUGGAGUAUGUCGACGACGAGGACCAGCGGGCCUACGACAAAUUCGAGGAGGCGUUGAAAAUUGCCGACGUCGAUAACGUGCCGCAUCUGAAGAGUCAAAUGGAUAACGAUGCUUUCCUCGAUGCCAUUAGCCUUCCGAGAGACGGGAGCCCGACACGAAGACGAAAGAGGGCACCGCGACGGAAGCAGGACCAGGAGCACAUUGACAUUUCGGAUGAGGACGCGGAUGAUGAGAUGGGCGGUGUUCCCGCUGGCUGACGCCGGUGUCAUUCGAAAUGAGCGAUGCUCUGAGUUGGAAGUUGCAAACUCGUCGCGCAGACGCCCAAGACUCGCGUGUUGUGGAAAUAACGAAGGGCACUCUCCGCACGUGGAAUCUGAUCUCCAUCUUUGGCGGCAUCCCACGGUAUCGCCGCCCGCCCUAUGCCGCUGCCUGAAACCCGCAAGGCGCAAGGCGAAAGUUUGUCGAGCAUCAACAUCUGUUUCAGCGUCAUCACGAGCUACGCGAUCUUCCCGCGCAAUGCGAUUCUGCCAAGCGAACACGAAGACACGCAACCCAAGGAUGAGGUCCAGGUGUAUGAUCGUGAUUCCCAACGCAUCGACGACACUCCUCCCCGCGACCGUUCGACGUGAUGGGAAUAGGGUCCAACGGCCGGGCGGCACAAGGCAGGACGAUGAUGAUGCUUGGGCAGUCGUACAGCAUGGCAAUGCUACGUGCACUGGCCCAUGACCCGAUACGAAGGAAAAGUACAUACAUCACAACCGGAACGAGGCGCGGCUUGCUAUAAUGAAGAUAGUAGUGUGACCUGCCAUUGCGUCGUGCAACAUGAAAGUAAUACGCCGCACGACUGCGAAUUCCAAGUUGCUGCCAGGACGAUCCGAUCUCGACGCCGUGGCAGUUGGCAGCAUCUUGGCCCGGAGGUCGGAUUGCGUAGGCCCCGCGCCAGGCGUUGUCUGCACCUGCUUGCAGCGAACACCACAGCAUCCUCAUCGUCAUCUCACCACAGCACCCUUCCGCCGCGCACCGAAACGC
Cercospora beticola is the source of this 1861-nucleotide messenger RNA. It is a transcript of the gene RPC37, whose product is annotated as DNA-directed RNA polymerase III subunit C37. The record is from RefSeq and is a predicted model, not a curated record. Lineage: Eukaryota; Fungi; Ascomycota; Dothideomycetes; Mycosphaerellales; Mycosphaerellaceae. Gene Ontology annotation, biological process: tRNA transcription by RNA polymerase III. Gene Ontology annotation, cellular component: nucleus; RNA polymerase III complex.